Bathycoccus prasinos is the source of this 1323-nucleotide messenger RNA. RefSeq lists its product with no specific name. The transcript has a single exon. Gene Ontology annotation, molecular function: CDP-glycerol diphosphatase activity; ADP-ribose diphosphatase activity; 2',3'-cyclic-nucleotide 2'-phosphodiesterase activity. The record is from RefSeq and is a predicted model, not a curated record. Lineage: Eukaryota; Viridiplantae; Chlorophyta; Mamiellophyceae; Mamiellales; Bathycoccaceae. Bases 1 to 1323 code for a protein of 440 amino acids.
AUGGAUCGUCGCACUCAUCAUCAUCAUCUGAAAGCACCGGCGCGAUGUUCGUCGUCGGACAACAAAACAGAUAAAGCAUCCACUUCCGGGAAAAAUCCUUCGUCUUCUCUUCAUCCUCCUCCGUUGUUUAAAUUCGGAUUACUGGCGGACAUUCAGUACUGCGACACGGACGACCGGACGAAUUUCAGCGGCUCGCAAGUUCGGAGGUACCGAAACGCUCUGAACGUCGCCAGGAACGCGGUGGAGCACUUCAAUUUGCACCACCAUGAACUCGAGGAGGAUACCACCACCCUAAACAACACGACGACUGGCGGCGCGAGAUCCGCAAAGACGCGGGGCAUUGAUUUCAUCGUCCACAACGGGGACAUCAUCGACCACCAGUGCGCGUUUGAUUUCCAAACGGAUUCGUUUAAACCGAUAUCGGAAGGCCGCCGGCAAUUGGCGGACGUGAUGGAGAUUUUAGAUCAGAGCGCGUGCCGCGAGUGGAUAUUUACCAUCGGGAACCACGAGUUGUAUAAUUUUACGCGAAGAGAGUUAAUCGACGGCGUGGAUUUGAAGAAAGAAGGAAUCGAGUCGUAUUCGAAAGAUGGAUUAACGUUUAAGUGCGCUUCUGAGGAUGGGGAUUUGUAUUACGCGAAGAAACCACACGAGAAAUGGAAGGUGAUUAUAUUGAACCCGUACGACGUGUCGAUUUAUAGCAAAGGACGAGAGCAAGGGUUGGACGAGGAGGCUUUGUCGUUGUUGAGAAAACACAACCCGAACGCGGAUAAGUGGUGCGACGAGAAUCCAGACGUCGUGCAAACAGAGAGGAUGAGCGGGACGUUUCCGUAUUUUAAGGACUUAGAGGGGUUGAAUGGGAGGUGGGUGCCGUUUAACGGCGGCGUCGGAGCGACGCAGCUGGAAUGGUUGAGAGCAGAAUUGAAAAGUUCGAAAGAGAACGAAGAGAAAGUGUUGAUUUUUUGCCACUUACUCGUGCACCCGAAAACGACCAGCGGAACCGGGAGAACGUUGUUGUGGAAUUACGACGAAGUUUUAGAAGUGAUACAAAAAGUCGGCGACGGGUGCGUCAAAUGCGUCUUCAGCGGGCACCAACACGAAGGCGGCGUUCACGUGGACGAGCUUGGCACGCACUUUGUCGUUUUGGAGUCGCCAAUGUUAGCCAGCGACGAAGAUAAAGGGCAUCCGGGACCGUUUUGUGUCGUCGAGGUGAACGAAACGAGUGUUUUGAUGAAAGGUUUCGGGAGGAGUUUUGAGAGUCGUCUGUUCCCGUACGAAGAAGGAUUGGAAAACGUAGAGGCUUUAGAAUAUAAGAUUGCGUUGUAA